AUGAGAAGUCUAGAGCAAAAAUGGAUGCAUUUUAAUCCUGACAUGGAAAAGGAAUAUAAAUGUAAUGUUUAUCCAGAAGCAUUAAAAUGGGGAGUGACCAAGUGGAUAGCGUGGUUUCAUGAAACAGGAUUAACCUGUUUGAAACAAGAUUUUAAAAAAGGGAUCAGCAAAUGUGGAAAGGAAUACCAUCAGAAAAUGAGGAAAAAAUUAAAUGUAUGGCAUAAGAAAUAUUUAGAUGAAUGGUGUAAACAAGAAUGGAAAGAACGUGAAAAUCGUUAUUUCAAAAGUUGGAGAAAAUGGGCAGUACAUACUGACCAAGACUAUUGGGUGAAGUUAGCACAUUAUAACAGAUGGGCGGAAAGGAUAAGAUCAGAACAUAAAGAAUGGACAGAUAACCUUAAGGCAAUAGAAAAUAAUUGUAAUGAAUGGGUUAACUGGAAAAAAGAAAAAAAUGAAUUUUAUAAGCAAUGGUUACAAACCUUCACUAAACAAUGGAUAACUGAUGAACAGUGGAAUACGUGGAAUAAAGAAAGAAAAGAAUACAUGUUGACAAAAAACCAGACACAACAAAAAAGGCAACCGAAAAACCAGCUACAAAGAAGUCUGCAGCCCAAAAAAAACGGUAAAAAAUAA
This is a messenger RNA of Plasmodium cynomolgi strain B, 633 nucleotides long. RefSeq lists its product as hypothetical. Bases 1 to 633 code for a protein of 210 amino acids. The record is from RefSeq and is a predicted model, not a curated record. The transcript has a single exon. NCBI's taxonomy places the organism in Eukaryota, Apicomplexa, Aconoidasida, Haemosporida, Plasmodiidae.